Molecule: messenger RNA, 381 nt
Organism: Suillus bovinus
Lineage: Eukaryota; Fungi; Basidiomycota; Agaricomycetes; Boletales; Suillaceae
Exons: 2
Coding region: 1-381 (126 amino acids)
Source: RefSeq, a predicted model, not a curated record
AUGCAUCUCGGAGAGGGAUUCGAUGGAGAUGACAAUCAUGAUGACUUGAAUGUAGACAUCCUAGAUGAUCUCGAUGAUGACCUGGAAGAUUUUACCGAGACAUCUGAUACAUGGAUGAACUCGCCCGAGCUCAUUGUGAUCCCAUUGUCAUCAAACCUCGGGGUAGAUCGAUGCAGACACUUGAUGGCAGAGGAUCUCAUUCCACUGGAGAUCUCCCUUCACGAAGGGCAGGCAAAUGAUGCACUUCACAACCUCCACAUUCACUUGUGCAACAAGGCAGUCCUAUUCCGAACGAUGGUCAGGCAAAAGUACAAACCCCUGCUUCGCGAGCAGCUCAAAAUCAGCACUGCUGUGGGUGAUCCGAAUGCCUGUGGUCAAUGA